AUGCAACGUCGUUCUGUUCCACGUACAGAUCCACGUUAUAAUCAAUUACGUUCAAAAAAUAAUGAUAGUGUUAAAAAAUCUCGUGAAAAAUCUCGUCGUGAACGUGAUGAAACAAUGGAAUCAAUAAAUCAAUUAGAAGAAGAAAAUCAAGAAUUAAGUGAACGUAUACGAAUACUCAAACAAGAAUACGAACAAUUACAAGAUUUAUUUAAACAACAUACAGGAAUUUCUAUUAAUGAAGCUUUAUCAUCUCAAAUAAAUUCAACUUCAAAUUCAACUUUAACAUCUUCAAUACAACCAAAACCAAUUGAAGAAUCAAAACAAAAUACAUCUAAACCUAUAUUAAAAAUAAAUACAGAUGAAGAUAAAACAAAUGUUACUACAUCAUCAGAUACACAACUUGAUCCAAACAGUCUUGAUGGAGCUAUUGUAAUUAUUAAUGGUGUUCAAUAUAAAAUUAUGAAUUCUUCUGUAUAUAUUUUAUGUAUUCUCUUCUUUAUAUUUAUACAAUUAGUUAAAAAUCAAGAAACAUCAUCAGCUGAUAAUAAUAAUAAUAAUAAUAAUAAUAGAAGAAAAAAACAAGAUUUUUAUUGUUCAGCAUGUAAAUCAAUGAGUGAAACAAUAUUUCGUGAUAUGAAUAAUGCUGAUCCAAAUGAACGUGUUCAAGUUGGAUCAUAUCGUGUUGAUGGUCAUGGACAUCAAAAAUUAAAAGAUGUCCCGAUUAUUGAAACGAGAUAUCAUCCGGAAAAUGUUCUAGAAAAUCUUUGUUCAAAAUUUAUUAAUGAUGCUCGAGAAGUAAUACCAGGUUCACUCAAAAAUAUUUAUGAACAUGCAUGUGAUGAUAUUCUCGAAGAACACCAUGAUAGUCUUAUUGAUUUACUUGUAACACAAAAUAAAAAUGCACAAACAUCUCGACAAUUAGCAGAACUUUUUUGUGUCGAAUUAAAUCAAUAUUGUAAAGCCGAUCAACUUGACGAACUUUUUAAACCAACACCAACACCACCAUCCAUUGUUGAAGAAAAACAAAACGAACAAAAUACAGAAGAAGAAGAAGAAAAAGAAAAAGCAAAAGAAGAGGAUAAGAAUGAACUGUAA
This is a messenger RNA of Rotaria sordida, 1095 nucleotides long. The record is from the annotation of a GenBank genome assembly. Lineage: Eukaryota; Metazoa; Rotifera; Eurotatoria; Philodinida; Philodinidae.